AUGUAUGAAAGUUUCUUCGAAAAAACAGCAGGUGACCCGUACUGUCCGGCUGAAGGUGUAUGGGGAGACACCAAAGCUGGUUUCACUUCAGUCUUAAAAUGCACAAACUCUGCUGGAAAAAGAAAAAGGGAAUGCAACUUAAAUGCACAAUGGAAAGACGAGGUGUCAGAAUGCGUGAACUCAGAUCUGUACAAUGUACUGCAAAAUGCAAAAAUUUCUGACACUGGACUUGGGGCAUUAGAUAAAAAUGCAGAAACAAUAUUUUCUAACCUUAACAAUGUCACUCAAAAUUCAGGGCGUAUUAACACUUUUGCUAAUGUGAAUGCAUCAGUUGAUGUACUCAGCACCAUGAGUGACAAACUGAAAGUAGUAGACAAUGUAACCACAACUAAAAAUCUCCUGGCCUCAUCCAGUAAUCUGCUGGAUGAGUCUCUUGAAAACUCAUGGAAUAAACAGAAUCCUGAAAGCAACCAAACCCUGGCUGAGAAAUAUCUGCAGUCAGUUGAGAAUUUAAUUAAAAUGUCAACCAUAAGUAAUGAUUCUGAUCAAAAAAAUAUAGAUAUAGGCACAUGCAGUGGAAAAACAUGCACCAAUACGGUGUUCAAUGCCGCAGUCACUGUUAGAAGCUCAGGAAAUGGCAUCGUAAAAACAGCUGGAUUCAAUAACCUGCAGGACUAUUUGCCCAAUAGAACAGAUCUGACAUCUGACAUCAACAGUAUUGUUGUGUCAACAACCACUACUGAAGGGGGAAAAGAAAACCUUCAGAUUACAAUAAAGUUCCCAUUGCUCACACCCAGGCCUCCCGAUGUUAGUCUGCAAUGUGUCUCAUGGAACUACAACCAGAGCAAAUGGACAGAUGACGGAUGUGUAUGGGGGGGUGCUUCUAAACCUGACGAGUGCACUUGCAAUCAUCUGACUUCAUUUGCCAUUCUGAUGUCCAGGCGUCCCAUUGAAAUCCCUUACAUGACCGAGAUAACGUACGCUGGACUUUCUGUGUCGGUGGUGUCACUCGUUAUCAGCCUCCUGAUAGAACUGACCGUCUGGAGCAAAGUAGUCAAGACAAAUACUCUGUAUUUGCGCCACACCGCCCAUGUGAACAUUUCUCUUUGUUUGCUGGUGGCAGAUUGCUGUUUUCUGGCAUCUUCUAAACCAGAGAGCAUUUCAGAAAUCUGGUGUAGAAUCGCGGCUCUUCUGAAGCAUUUCUGCUACCUGGCCAUGUUCUUUUGGAUGUUGAGCCUGAGCACCACGCUCCUUCAUCAGGCAGUUUUCCUGUUUCACAAAGUGAGCAAGAAAACCUAUCUGAGGUUCUCGUUGAUCCUGGGCUACGUUUGUCCUUUUCUCAUUGUUUUCAUCACAUUUCUCACCAACAACGCCGGCGCUCAAGGCGCGUAUUUCAGUACGAAAACCUGUUGGCUGGUCUAUUCUGGAACUCUGAAAGGAACCAUCUAUACAUUCAUUCUCCCAGUUGGUAUAAUUGUUUUUAUCAACUUGUUUGCCAUGAUAGUGGUAAUCAUGAAGCUUUUGGACCAUAAGAUCACAGAAAAAUCUCAUGAGAAAGAAAUACAGGCCGCCAAAACUGUCCUGAGAUCAGUUAUUCUUCUGACGCCAAUCUUUGGUUUGCCAUGGAUUUUUGGAUUUGCAACAUUUAGUCUGGACCUCACAGCUGGAGCUGUGACUUUAGCUGUGAACUACGCUUUUGUUGUGCUCAACGCAUUCCAGGGUUUGUUUAUUUUGUUGACCACGUGCCUGGGGGACAGAAUGACCCGUGAAGCACUGCUGAAUUCUUUCAGGAAAAAAGCUCCACCAACCAUCAGCGAAAGCUCCACAAAGUUGGAAUCAACAACUAAAAAGUCCUAAACAACACCUGUACACCUGUAUACUCACAAAACACUACAGUUAAAUCAAAUAUAUUAGAUUCAUGAGCUACAUUUACUCUUUGAUGUGACUGUUUCUUUGUUGUUUAUUCUGGUUUAUUUUCAGUAAUACAAGUCAGAAAUUGUCAUAAUUGUUGUAUGCAUAUCUGUGUUUCUUUGUUCAAUAUACAUAUUCAUAUGAAAUGUGAUUUAAUAAUGCUGUACAUUGCACGUCUUAAAUAGCACCUAGCAGUGAAGAGGUGAAGGAAAACUCUCAGCUGAAAGGAAAGAAGAAAACCUGCGUGAGGAUUUUAUUUCUGUAAAUGGGAUUUGGGCUCACAUCUUGCUUCAGUUUUUAAGUUUUCUUUGUCCUGUUCAGCCCACUCCUCAUCUGUGUCAUCCACUGAAACCCCUUCUCGCGCUGCUUGUGUACAAUAAACAUGUCACCCU
Pelmatolapia mariae (spotted tilapia) is the source of this 2303-nucleotide messenger RNA. Its product is annotated as adhesion G protein-coupled receptor F5-like. The record is from RefSeq and is a predicted model, not a curated record. Gene Ontology annotation, biological process: adenylate cyclase-activating G protein-coupled receptor signaling pathway; cell surface receptor signaling pathway. The transcript is spliced from 7 exons. The coding region runs from base 1 to 1857 and encodes 618 amino acids. Gene Ontology annotation, cellular component: membrane. NCBI's taxonomy places the organism in Eukaryota, Metazoa, Chordata, Actinopteri, Cichliformes, Cichlidae. Gene Ontology annotation, molecular function: G protein-coupled receptor activity.